CGUCCUGCGGUGCGGUCGCUCGUCGGUUCGUGUGCGUGUCGUUAUCAUACAACAAUAAUAUUAUAUCAAUAUUGUUCGUCGCUUUUCGGAAUAGUGCUCGAGUGAUAAAAUACAAAUAUCGGCGGAUGAUUGUCGCAUUCCGCACGGUUAUACGACGGUGGACCACAAUUUGAAACGGAUUUGCUACAUAAUGGGCGAUUACGACAGGAUCCGGAGGAUGUGUCAAAAACGCGGCGAACUGUGGGAAGAUCCGGACUUCCCUGCGACCCAGUCGUCGGUUUUUUACCAUCAAAAACCGCCGUUUCAAUUCGUAUGGAAACGACCUAAGGAAAUUUGUAACAAACCAGUUUUUGUUAGCGAUUCCUCGUCUCAGUUCGACAUCACUCCCGGCAAAAUGGGUGACAAGUGGCUGGUGUCUUGCCUGGGCGUCUUGUACCUUUGCAAAGGUCUGUUCUACCGGGUCGUUCCUGCCGAUCAGACGCUGUGCACCGACAAAGACUAUUGUGGCGUAUUCCGGUUUCGGUUGUGGUGGUGCGGCGAAUGGAUGGAAGUGCUGGUCGACGACCGGUUGCCCACAGUUAACAACCGAUUGGCGUUUCUACAGUCGUCGCAUACCGACCAGUUCUGGCCAGGGCUGUUGGAAAAAGCGUACGCCAAGUUACACGGGUCUUACGAGGCUCUCAAGUACGGCACUCUGUUGGACGGUCUGGCCGAUCUGACGGGCGGAAUCACCGAAAGCAUUAACAUCAGACAAGACCAGACCACGUGCGGCCGAAUGAUUGGCAAAAUGUUGGACAUGACUUCCAUCGUCACGUGUACCGUUCAGCCGACGACGCCUCAGACCAGCAAAAGCGUACCAGAAAAACUAUCCAAUGGCAUUCAAGUCGGGUUGAACUAUAGACUGUGCGCCGUCGAAAGGUUGGAAACGUACAAAAACGAACCCCUACAGUUGUUCAAGUUGAGGCAGCCCGGCGGCACCGGGUCAGAGUACACGGGCCCGUGGUCUAGAGAUGCCGAAGAUUGGGACGACGUUCCGCACAAGGAAAAGGACAGAAUCAACGCUCUUCAUUUACUGGAAGGAGAAUUUUGGAUGAACUACACCGAGUUUGUGAAAACGUUCACCCACGUGGAAAUGGUGCACUUGGACAGCGACACGAGCCGGGACGAACCGUCGUUGCACCACAAGCGGACUUGGCAAAUGAGACUUCACCAGGGCACUUGGCAGAAAGGAGUCACUGCCGGAGGGUGCAGGAACAAUCCAGAAACGUUUCACGUGAAUCCGCAACUGCACUUGAUCUUGAGCGAAAUGGAAGAGGUGGUGAUAUCGCUGAACCAACACAGCAUCAUGGAACCCAAAGUCAUCGGUUUCACGUCGUACUCGUUGCCCAAAUCGUGCAUGGACUCGACGGGCAAAGAGUUUUUCAAAAAGAACAAGUCCCUGGUCAAUUCGCAGUACACCAACAGCAGACAGGUGAGUCAUCGGUGCUUUCUGGACCAAGGAGGUUAUCUGAUCAUCCCCACGACUUUCGAACCCGGCCAAGAGUCGGGAUUCACCCUGAGGGUCUACUCGAGCAAACCGUUGAAACUCAAACUACUCGACACGGUGCCUUCGCUGUUGAAAUCGGCCAUAAUGAAGGCCCCGGUCAACUUGGACGGCAAGACGUUUGUCCAAUACGAAUCAGUGUUCCUACAGUUGGCCGACGAGCACAGGACGGUCAACGCUUUUGAACUACAAGAGCUGUUGGACGCAUGUCUGCCGAACGAUUACAUCAAGAGCUGUGCAAGUAUGGAAGUGUGCCGCCAAGUAGUCAUUACCUUAGACAGCACCGGCAGCGGGCGGCUGAAGUUCAACGACUUCAAAGACCUCAUGUGCAGCCUCAAGUACUGGCAGACGGUGUUCAAAAACCAUUCCAAGGACAAGACGGGCAUCCUCAAGGCGGAGCGGCUCAAGGACGCGCUGCUCGAGGUGGGCUUCCAGAUCAACUCGGAGGUGCUGUCCGUGCUGGUGCUGCGGUACAUGCGCAAGGACGGCACGCUCAGGUUCGGCGACUUCGUGUCGGCCAUACUGCACCUGAGCAUAGCGUUCAACUUGUUCGAGUCCAAGGACCCGCUGCUCAACGGUAACAUCAAGCUCAACCUGGCCGAAUGGCUCAAGUCGGCGUUCGUCUGUUGAACGCGCGUGUCUCGCCGCUGUCUGCGCAGUCCACGCGUUUUGGAUUACUGCGCAGUGCCGUUCUCUCGCGAGACAGAGUACAACAUUAUUAUUAUGUACAUCUUCUUUGACUGUAAACUUUAGAUAAUAUAUUAAUAUAAUAUGUAACCUGUCCCCGUAUCGUUUAUUAUUAUUACCGUGUUAGUUUAAUGUGUUAUUAUAUAUUUUCCGAUCUUGUUGAAAAAAAAAAAAAUGCUAAUUAAAUAAAACCAAUUCGUUGAGUUUUUUUUUUGGUAAAACGUUAUAUUUAGUCAUAACGGUCGUUUUACACAGACAAAAAAAAAACAACUUGUACAUUAAUUUAUAAUAUUUAGUCGACGUAUAAAAUAUAAUAAUAUUAUUAUGUAUUUGUUUUUGUUAUGAUAUUUUAUUUUUUAAGUAUAUUUUGUGUAACCGAUUAUUUUUAACCGAUUACUAUGGUUUUUUUUUUGACGUUUUUCGAUUAUGAAUCGUACGUCCAAGUGCUGUGCAUUGUUUAGCUCAAACGAUAUUAGAUUAUUAUAUAGGGAUUUUUUUUUUAUGUUUAUAUACUAUCGCGUGUACUACCAUAUUGAUUUAUGUAUAACAAAUAUAAAAUAUUCAUAAUUUUA
Molecule: messenger RNA, 2802 nt
Organism: Adelges cooleyi (spruce gall adelgid)
Lineage: Eukaryota; Metazoa; Arthropoda; Insecta; Hemiptera; Adelgidae
Gene: CalpC
Product: calpain-C
Exons: 14
Coding region: 191-2173 (660 amino acids)
Biological process (GO): proteolysis
Cellular component (GO): cytoplasm
Molecular function (GO): calcium ion binding; calcium-dependent cysteine-type endopeptidase activity
Source: RefSeq, a predicted model, not a curated record